AUGUGCCGCCUACGUCACCUGGAAAGUCGUAUUCACCGUGAGGUCUUCGACACCAACCUCCCCAGCGCGCAUGACGACGAGACAAUCGAGCGCUUCCGUCACGAGCUCGAAGCGUGGCGCCUCGGAGUGUGGGCUUCACUGGACAGCCAGACGGAUGGACCCAACUACUCUCUCUACGACACGCGCGAAUUUUUCGAGAUCCAGUACAGCAAGGCGCUGCGCAUGCUGCUGCAGCCGCGCAUCACCGGUGACCGAGGCGACAGCUCUCAGACGGCCUUCUAUCUCUCGCUCAGCGCGCGCGCCGCGGGAGAUGUCUGUCAGUGCUACAAAACACUGCACCAGCGCCGCCGGCUCGGCUGGAACCUGCUGGCCCUUCACUCUAUCUUUACGGCCGGCCUGACGCUGCUGUAUUGCGCUUGGGCCCGGCGGGAGCAGGUGCCGGACCUGGCCGCGCUGGAGGACAUCCGGGCGUGCUCGAAUGUACUAUUCGCCAUCUCGGAGCAGUGGCCAUCUACCCAGCGGUUCCGGGACGCGUUUGAAACGCUGGCACGCCGCAUGAUGGAGAUCGUUUCCACCAGCCAUCCUGCGGCAUCUACUCAAGGUUUGUCGGCCGUGGAGAUGGCCCCGAACGACGACAACUUUUGGUCCAUCUUCGAUGAUCUAGUGGAUGAUGAGUUUAUCCGCAACCAGUUUUGGUUUGACAACACAUGCUAG
This is a messenger RNA of Penicillium lagena, 714 nucleotides long. Its product is annotated as fungal specific transcription factor domain-containing protein. NCBI's taxonomy places the organism in Eukaryota, Fungi, Ascomycota, Eurotiomycetes, Eurotiales, Aspergillaceae. The coding region runs from base 1 to 714 and encodes 237 amino acids. Gene Ontology annotation, molecular function: sequence-specific DNA binding; DNA-binding transcription factor activity, RNA polymerase II-specific. The transcript has a single exon. Gene Ontology annotation, biological process: positive regulation of transcription by RNA polymerase II. The record is from RefSeq and is a predicted model, not a curated record.